Polychytrium aggregatum is the source of this 2249-nucleotide messenger RNA. RefSeq lists its product as uncharacterized. The transcript is spliced from 11 exons. Lineage: Eukaryota; Fungi; Chytridiomycota; Chytridiomycetes; Polychytriales. The record is from RefSeq and is a predicted model, not a curated record. Gene Ontology annotation, molecular function: microtubule plus-end binding. Gene Ontology annotation, cellular component: cytoplasmic microtubule; microtubule plus-end; microtubule organizing center. Gene Ontology annotation, biological process: regulation of microtubule polymerization or depolymerization; spindle assembly; protein localization to microtubule plus-end. Bases 74 to 1957 code for a protein of 627 amino acids.
CUCUCAUCCCUGCCCGAUCGACACCCGAUAUAUUACACUGCACGAAAGCCCAAGAGCACGCCACUAAGGAGCAAUGACAGAGUCCAGGCACGAGCUGCUCAACUGGAUCAACGACCUGCUGUCGCUCAACUACACCAAGAUCGAACAAUGCGGAACGGGUGGAGCGUACUGUCAAAUCAUCGACUCGAUCUAUCGUGAUCUGCCCAUAUCCCGAGUCAAGUUCCACCCCAACCAGGAGUACGAGUAUCUGGCCAACUUCAAGAUACUUCAGUCCAGCUUUAGUCGAUAUUCGAUAGACAAGAACAUCCCUGUCGAGCGGCUGAUCAAGUGCAAAUACCAAGACAACUUUGAGUUCCUUCAGUGGAUUAAGAAAUACUGGGACACCUUCUAUCCUGGCGGCGCCUAUGACGCCGUGCUUCGCCGUGGAGAAGUUCGAGAUAUGAUCAUCCAAGGGCCCGAGUCGCGAGCCUCGACCGCAGGCAAGCAGAGACUGAAAGCCCCGCUCAAGCCUCAGUUCGCUCAGAGCCCGCAGCGGCUCUCGACGCUCGGCCGUCGAGCAAGCAAGAAGACCCCGACACUCGAGCCGCUGGUCAAGCAGCAGCCUCAGCUUCCACUGCGCCCGUCAUCGGCUGGCAAUGUGCCUGGACGGAGCUCAGAGUCGGCGGCCUUAAUGGAGGACAUCGAGAAGCUGAAGCUGGAGCUUUCCCAGUGUCAGAGUGUGAUUACCGAGCUCAACCAGCAGACAAGCGAUGUUCGGACCGUCGCGGAGAGCCUCGAGCGCGAGCGAGACUUUUACUUUGGGAAGCUGCGAUCGAUUGAAGUCAUAAUCAAUGUGCAUGCCUCUUCUAAAGCGUGCUCGCCAGAUGUCAAACAGGUCGUCGGCGAGAUACGAGAUGUUCUCUAUCAGAUCGAGGACGGAUUCGAGAUGCCGGGACAGCCACCGCCGCUUCUUGAGAGCGUAAUAAUGGCCGAGAGCCGCAGGGGCUCUCCGAGAGAGAGCAUCAAUGCCAACGCCGCCCGGGAUGUCAGCACAGCACAAGAUGGAAGAGUCCGAAAUGAAAGUGUCGCCCAAGAAGCCAAGACAACCCAAAGUGUCGAUGCAGUUGAACCAGACGAAGACGACAGCCAAGGAACCGAGUCCGAUAAGCAAACACAUCCCCUCGACCAAUUCAAUCCAGCAGAGGCCAUUCCACUUCCAGAUCAGUCCGAGCAUGCCCAGCAGCCCGAACGAGAGGAAAACGCCGAGGAAAUCCAGGAAAAGAAUCCCGUCGAGUCUGCUUUGGCGGGUGCUGAAGACACGGCGUCACCCGCAGACAGUCCGCUGCUCCCAAGUAACGCGGACGCCGGGCUCAUCCAAAUCAUCUCUGACGAGCCGCAGAGCCAAGAGGACGGCUGGCAGACGGCGCCCGAGGGCUCAAGCCUCGUCAUAGACAUCAAGGAUCCGGACAACGACAGCAUUCAGCCGUCAUCGCUAUCGCUGGUCCCGGACGCUGAGUCGAAAACCGGGUUGUCAGAUCGAUCGUUGUACUCGGGACUGCCCGGUCAUGCCCCAGGGGCCGAGAGUGCGCUGGACUCGCUGGACAGCUUUGUGUCGGCCACUUCGCAGAUGGAUAUGCAGCUACCAAGCGAUUCACCUGACACGAGGGCAACACAGCAGCCUCCGAGAGAGACGAGUGCCGCAAAGCAGAGAGUAGGCUACCCGAGCGAGCCUGUUGAAGUCGCUGCUCCGAUCGCCAAUUCGGGUCCGUCAACGGAGCCGCAACGACAGACGGUCGAUAACGAGACGGAUACAGAGAAGGAAACAGAGGCCGCUGGGCCCGAGCCAGACGAUUCAAAAGCCGAAGCGCUGGAGGACCCAGUCGAUGAUGGCGCUGGAGUAGCCCUUGAGAGUGAAGCCACGAAAUCCGACUAUGUUGUUUUGGACAUUGCAGCGUCGGACUCCCAGCUGAAUGCGUAGGCUUGAUCGUGGUUCUUCCUGUUGUUGACCUCGGACUUCGGACUUCGGACAUGGAGCGGGGGUUGCUUUUGAUCUUCAACACGACUGGCUUGAUGUCGACGAGCAUUUUCGGGCUGCAAACUGGCGACGAUGGGGGACUCGCUGGAUACAUGAUUGAGUGCUGGCUUGAUUGUCUCACAUCGGGGCUGAGGCAAAUGCAGAUUGGUCAGGGUCGAUCUGGGAUAUGGAGGGCGGCGCAACGAUGGGAACCGAGCCGAGGACUAAGCUGCAGCUGAGCAGCAAUAAAACAGAG